Melitaea cinxia (Glanville fritillary) is the source of this 3264-nucleotide messenger RNA. RefSeq names its product importin-11 (gene Impbeta11). The record is from RefSeq and is a predicted model, not a curated record. Gene Ontology annotation, molecular function: small GTPase binding. Gene Ontology annotation, cellular component: cytosol; nuclear envelope. The coding region runs from base 235 to 3264 and encodes 1009 amino acids. Gene Ontology annotation, biological process: protein import into nucleus. The transcript has 17 exons. Lineage: Eukaryota; Metazoa; Arthropoda; Insecta; Lepidoptera; Nymphalidae.
AUAAAAUAGUAAAAAUUAUUUGAAUAUCUGGUGUUUUUGCUGAACAUUGAUUAAUAUAGAUGUAAUUUAUUUUCAUUUGGCAAUUUCAUAAAUUUACAAACAGUCACAAUUUAUUUUCUUAGUUUAUUAAAAACAAUGCCAUUUGAAUGGUAUUGAACUGCAAUGGCUUAUUUCUGCAAAUAACUUUAGGUUAUGUUAAUUCCGAUGUCUUUCCCGUCAUAGGUAAUAUAAACCAUGGACCCUAACAUCUAUGCAUUGGUGCUUGAUACGCUCAACCGAGCCACUAGCCAGGACACUGAAGUUUUGAAACCUGCUGAGAAAAAACUUCAAGAAUGGGAGAUUGAGCCAGGAUUUUAUUCCGUUUUAUUGAACGUUCUGUCGAAUCAUUCAAUCGACGUGAAUGUGAGAUGGCUGGCUGUGAUGUGUUUCAAGAAUGGAGUCGAUCGUUACUGGCGUCGAAACGCUCCAAAUGCAAUACAGGAAGAGGAAAAACAAAAACUCCGGCAAGGACUUCUGACUACCCCAAUAUUGAGUGAACCAAUUGCUCAAAUUGCAACACAACAAGCUGUUUUGAUUUCCAAAAUUGCUAGAUUUGAUUGUCCUGCUCAUUGGCCUACUUUAUUACCGGAUUUGAUUGGAGCGAUGAAAGCGCCGCAGCCAUUGAUGCAGCAGAGGUCUUUGCUGAUCUUUCAUCACGUCGUGAAGGCUCUUGCCUCCAAGAGACUCCUUGAAGACAAACGGACAUUCCAGGAGUUAACCAUCUCAGUGUAUCCAUUCAUAUUAAAUCUCUGGCACGAAAACACGGAAUUAUUUCUUCGACACAUCCAAGAAGGAGCGGCGACUGAAUUAAUAACUGAGCAUUUGGAGAAAGCAUUACUUUGCUUAAGAAUAUUGAGAAAAUUAACAGUUUUUGGUUUUAAGAAACCACAUGAAAGUCAGGACGCCAUCGCCUUUCUCAAUGUUGUGUUUGACAGGGCUAAGACGAGUUUGGAAUGCAGAAAACUACUGAAAGGCCGUGGCAUAUAUCCUCUGGAACUAUGCGAGAAAUUUAUAAUACACCUAACAAAGGUUGCUUUAGGAGUCCUAUUUUUCCAUCCCUUUUCCUACGUUCCUCUCAUCCGACCUUCCUUAGAAUUCGCCUUGUAUUACUGUUUCACUGAACAAGGCAUGUCUCUAACGUACGAAAGAUUUACCAUACAGUGCCUUAACAUCGUCAAAGGGAUUUUACAAUGUGUGGAGUACAAGCUUCCUAAAGGAUCUGAACCUGUUAAGGAACCUUUGACGCUGCAGGGGCACCAGCAGAAGGGCGCCGUGCUGGCCGAGGGCGCGGUGUGCCACGUGUGCCGCACGCUGGUGGCGCGCUACUUCCCGCUCAGCGCCGACGACCUGGCGCUGUGGGACGCGGAGCCCGAGAGCUUCGCCACCGACGAGGCGGGCGAGUCGUGGAAGUACAGCCUGAGGCCAUGCACAGAAGCAGUCUUCAUGGAAUUAUUCCACGAAUAUCGCACCAUUCUUGCUCCGGAGCUCGUCCGCUUGCUCGCUUCGCUGCAAGAGAGCCAAGUGUCGCCCGAUGACCUGCCUGCCAUUUUGAAAAAGGACGCCAUUUACAACGCCGUCGGGCUGGCUGCAUUCGACUUGUAUGAUGACGUUGACUUUGACGAAUGGUUCACGAAUGUUUUAAGCCAAGAAAUUAAAAUAAAGGAUAAUAAUUAUAGAAUAAUCAGGAGAAGAGUGUGUCAGUUAAUUGGCCAGUGGUGCGGCGUGCGCGCGUCGCAGGCGCUGCGGCCGGCGAUGUACGCGGCGCUGCUGGAGCCGCUGGCGCGCGCGGGCGAGGACGCGGCGGUGAAGCUGGCGGCCGCGGAGGCGCUGCGCAGCACCAUCGACGACUUCAACUUCGACGUCGAGCAGUUCGCGCCCUACGCGCCGCACGCGCUCUCCGCGCUCUACGACCUGCUGGUGGAGUGCGAGGAGUGCGAGACGAAGAUGCACGUGCUGCACGUGGUGUCGUUCGUGACGGAGCGCUGCGGCUGGGUGGUGGCGCGCGGCGGUGGCGCGAGCGCGCUGUUCGCCGCGCUGCCGGCGCUGUGCACGCACGCGCAGCACCACCACAUGCUGCGCGCCGCCGCGCUCGCCGCGCUCGUGCACCUCGUCAAGGCGCUGGGCGAGUGCGCGCCGAACGUGCGCCCGUGGGUGUUGAACGUGGUGAACGAGUCGACGAAGUUGAGCGAGCCGGCGCACGUGUACCUGCUGGAGGACGCGCUGGAGCUGUGGCUGGCCAUCCUGGAGACCAGCGCCACCGCCGACCCCGCUCUCUUGCAGCUGGCUCACAACCUCUACCCCAUCCUGGAGCAAUCGACGGAGCAUCUGCGCAUCGUGGUAUAUAUAAUGCAGGCGUACGCACUCUUGUGCCCGGAGGAGUUUUUCCUAGACGCGGGUGGCAAGUGUAUGGCGUUGUUGGAUGAUAUGUUAAGCGAUAUGCGUACGGAGGGCGUCAUCACCGUGCUCAAGAUGGCGGAGAUAUGUGUCAGCGUCGCUUUUCCAGAGCAGAACGCUUUGCUGGGUGUACAGGUCGUAUGGCCUACACUGCUGAGGGUUGUUCACUGUCUCUUGGAUGGCGAUGACUUACCAAUGGUGCUGUCAGUGAAGCUCUGUCUUCUGUCUCGAGUGAUACUCUUGUCCACAGACCUGUUUUAUAAGGCGAUACAGGAAGCGUCCGUGGGUCUUGUGGAAUACGAUUCGGAUCCAGUUAAAGUUUUGAGUAGACUCCUACAAGUAUGGACCGAGAAAAUGAAUCUUGUGACGCAAGUUGAAAGGUGGAAAGUUGUUGGCUUGGGCCUUGCUGCGUUGCUGACAACUCAGAAUGCGACAGUACUAGAGGCCUUCCCCGCCAUUUUAUUAAAUUUAACAGAAGUUCUAAAUGAUGUCAUGAAAAUGGAGGAAUCUGGAAACUAUGUUGACGCGCUGGUGUCGCCGCCGGGCUCGCGGCCGGCGUCCCCGUUGGAGGGGCGCGGCGCGGCGGCGCGCUGGGGGCCGGCGGGCGGCGCGGGCGGCGCGGCGGACGGCGACGCGGCGCGCUCGGCGCACGAGGAGCGGCGCCGCCGGUUCGCGGCCGCGCACCCCGCGCGCUCGCUCGAUCUGCGCGCCGCUACGCAUCACCAGCUAGAAACACUAAAGAGUCAAGUCGGUCCAGAAACAUUCGAACGAUUGCUGCAGUCGACUGGCAAGGAGACACUUAAGCAAUUAAGAGAAUACAUACCGCUUUAG